CAACUUGCACUUGCACCUACCAGAAUCCAAGCCACAAAAACACACACUCUCUGACCACCAAUAAUAUCUAAUCCACCUAGGAACAGAAACAGUAUCUGAGACCAAACAACAAAGAACAGAACAAAACUUCCAUCUAUGACCAAAAAUAUCUCAUGCCACACCUGGUCCCACAAAACCCCGUCACAAUCUACAACCAGAUACUAACUGGAACCAACGUAACUACCAGGAAACAACCUUGUUUUCUACUCAUAACCCCAAAUCCCAAGGUCGGUGCUUUCAUUCUUCAUCAGUGUUCUAAGUUCUCAACCCCACACAAUUUCCCAAAUCAUCUGAUCAAUGGCCUUACUCUGCCACCGCCAUCGACGUAGCUCUACUCCUACUCCAACAGUGGCUACAUUCCACCGCCUUUCAACCCUUUUAAGGUUUCAUUCCAACCCCCCUUCUCCAUUUCACUCUCCUUCAACUCCAAUUUACCCCUCACACAUCACAACCCAAAACCAAACCCAACCCAUUACAGUGUUCUCUGUUUUCUGAUUCUUAGUAUAUAUUAGGAACCAAAAGAUGAAAAAACCAAACGAGGAACCAAAGGGUAAAGCUCCAGCACCUGAUUCUCCUUCUGAUAUUGAGCAGCUGGGGAUGUCCACAACAGGGUUCUCUCCUUUGGAGUUUAGUUCUCAACCAUUCUCAUCAGCUUUUGAUGACUCUUUUGACAUUAUUGAUGAUACCUCUUUCAUGGAGUUUGAAUCAUUCUCAACAGCUAUGAACCAUCCACCACCACAACCACCAUCUACAACUACAACAAUAACCACCACCACUGGGGCUGUUGGGCCAUUGCCUCAGCCAUUGGAGUGCUUGCACGGGAAUCCUGUUCCACCCUUUCUGUCUAAAACCUUCGACCUUGUGGAUGACCCUUCUUUGGAUACUAUCAUCUCAUGGGGCUCCACUGGUGCUAGCUUCGUUGUGUGGGACCCUAUGGAGUUUUCAAGGCUCGUGUUGCCCCGGAAUUUCAAGCACAACAAUUUCUCCAGUUUUGUUCGCCAGCUGAAUACUUACGGAUUCCGCAAGAUUGACACUGACAAGUGGGAGUUUUUCAAUGAAGCUUUCCAGCGAGGGAAGAAACAUUUACUGAAGAACAUCCAACGGCGCAGGUCAACUCAAUCGCAGCAAGUUGGUAGCCACAUUGGAACUUCUAUUGAUGCUGGGAGACCUGGACUCGAGGUUGAAAUAGAGCUACUGAGGAAGGAGAGAAGUAUGUUAAUGCAAGAGGUGGUUGAUUUGCAGCAACAACAGCGAAGAACGGUUCACCAUGCUGGAGAAGUGAAUCAGAGACUAGAAUCUGCAGAGCAAAGGCAGAAACAAAUGGUUUCCUUCUUGGCCAAGUUAUUUCAGAAUCCGGCCUUCUUGGCUCGCCUUAGGGAUAAGAAGGAACAAAGACAGAUAGAAUCUCCAAAAGCAAGAAGGAAGUUUAUCAAGCAUCAACACGAAGCAGGAAAUUCCGAAACUCCCAAAGGUCAGGUAGUGAGGUACCAACCUGAUUGGAAAAAUAGAACAGUUUCUUCUGAAACUCCGGAACUAAAUCCAGUUUCCUUUGAACAGUCUCCUCAAUAUCUCUCACAGGACUUGGCAAGAGAAAUUUCUGUUGGUGCAGAAAAUCUGACUUUGCAGUUGGACAAAAUCAUGUCAGAUGAAUUGGGUGCAUUGCAUGAGGCCAUGCCAACUCCAGGAAUUGUUGGAGAAGGAUCAUCAAGCUAG
This is a messenger RNA of Arachis duranensis, 1752 nucleotides long. RefSeq names its product heat stress transcription factor A-3. Gene Ontology annotation, molecular function: DNA-binding transcription factor activity; RNA polymerase II cis-regulatory region sequence-specific DNA binding. The record is from RefSeq and is a predicted model, not a curated record. Gene Ontology annotation, cellular component: nucleus. The coding region runs from base 562 to 1752 and encodes 396 amino acids. Gene Ontology annotation, biological process: regulation of transcription by RNA polymerase II. Lineage: Eukaryota; Viridiplantae; Streptophyta; Magnoliopsida; Fabales; Fabaceae. The transcript has 2 exons.